Macadamia integrifolia is the source of this 948-nucleotide messenger RNA. RefSeq lists its product as uncharacterized. Bases 1 to 948 code for a protein of 315 amino acids. Lineage: Eukaryota; Viridiplantae; Streptophyta; Magnoliopsida; Proteales; Proteaceae. The transcript is spliced from 2 exons. The record is from RefSeq and is a predicted model, not a curated record.
AUGGAGGGGUACGAGAGGCUUUGGGCUGAGAAGGCUCGAUCCAGAUGGAGAUUACAGGGUGAUAGAAGUUCCAAAUUUUUUCAUAUAUCAGCAAAAAUUAGGAGAAUGAAAAAUACAAUCACAAGCUUGAAGGAUGGUGCUGGUCAGGUAAUUUCUGAGAAGCCUCAAUUGGAGAUUUAUAUCAGAAAUUAUUAUGAGAAUUUUUUAAAGAUUUUCCAUAUUGUGGAUCAUCUGGACAUGUUGGAUUGCAUCCCUCAAGUCUUGGAAGAUGUGGAUAGAUGGAGGUUGGAUAGGAUGCCUUCCAAUGAUGAAAUCAAAGGGGCAAUCUGGGAGCUUAAUCCUGAGGGUUCUCCAGGUCCGGAUGGCUUCCCAUGUAUGUUUUAUAGAGUAUACUCAGAAAUUAUUUAUGGUGAUGUCUAUAAUGCUGUUAGAGGUUUUUUCAGUAGGGGAAUUAUUCCUUAUGGGAUUAACGGGGGCUUUCAAAAAGGCAAAAUCAUUCACUCUAAUAUUGCCUUGGCGUCAAAGCUAUCAAAUUUGCUGUUUUCUACUUCCAGAGGGGGUGGAAUGGGGUUGAAGAUUGACAUCCAGAAAGCUUAUGACACAAUCUCUUGGGAUUUUAUGUUCCAAAUGCUGAGGAAGUUUGGAUUUUCUGAGAACUGGAUAUCCUGGGUUCAUCAGUUGUUGGUCUCUGCAAAAGUGUCAGUUCUCCUUAACGGUGGCCUGAUUAGGUACUUUGGAGUAGAGAGAGGGUUGAGACAAGGGGAUCCCCUAUCCCCAUUGUUGUUCAUCCUUAUAGAGGAGGUGUUAUGUAGAGGUCUUCAUUUGCUUGUGGGUGAGAAGAUGAUUCAACUGCUCAAAGGCCCUCGUGGGAUGAUCACUCCUGCUCAUAGUCUUUUUGCAGAUGAUAUAUUCAUCUUUGCAAAUGAGAGCUUCCUUAGUAAGUAUUAG